AUGGCAGCUGCCAAGACCAGCAACCAAAUGAUUGUGUUAUUCUCACUUUGCAUGGUUCUUGCAGCACUCAACUCGUGCAUUUGUCUUCAUCAGGAAGAUAUUGAUCCAUCAUUACAGAUUAUUCAUGCUAAGAUUCACAAUUUGCACCGUAACGGGGCCGUCAGCGGACACAACAAUCCCGGUGGUCUAGGGACUUCAUCGGUGAAAGUUCACGGAGGAAUUGAUAAGAUUAACGUCAGGAGAAUGCUGCAAAUUCGGGAUUGCCCCUUUUGUCCAGGUUGUGGUUGUCCUCCUGUUGAUGACUGCAAGAACUGCUGUGCAUACGUUGGUUGCCAAUUGAUGUGA
Molecule: messenger RNA, 345 nt
Organism: Oldenlandia corymbosa var. corymbosa
Lineage: Eukaryota; Viridiplantae; Streptophyta; Magnoliopsida; Gentianales; Rubiaceae
Source: the annotation of a GenBank genome assembly